GUAACGUUGCACAACUCGUGCAAAUGAAUCCAGCAUAUGAAUGCCACGCAUUUAGUUACACAUUGUGUUCAUGUUCUGGGUUAAUUAAUUAAUGGUUUUGGCUAUUAAGGAGGUGUGUACAGAAUUUGGAAUUUAUAUUACUGUCACAGUAUUAAUAGCCAUGUUAAGCAUUUAAAACCUGGGAGGAAAUCGCUUAACCUGUAACUAAACGCAUUGCGUUCAUAUUCUGGGCUCAGCUGCUUUUAUUGGUGUCGUGUUUGAGUUUGGUCCUUUUUGGUCCAUUAAGACCUGGAGUGGGCCAGUUGCAUAAACUUAGUCACUAUAUUAAGAUGGUGUCCACAAGGUGAAACUGAAAAAACUCUCAAGGAAGUCAUAAAAACACUUCUGAUUGAAGUAAAAAAGAAGAACAAUGAGAACACUGUAAGAAUGCUCAUGGACAAGACUUUUUCAAUUAGGAGGCAUGAGGUGAUCAAGGAACCACUUAUUUCAGACUUCAAAAUCAGGUGGCCUGCUCUUUUCAAAACAGAAGAGGUAAGUGAAAUUUUCUAAGUGAAAUUUGUUUGUUGUUAGACUAUAUGGGUGUUUUGGUAACAAAUUACUUUUCAUGUGUUUGUAGAUUUGUGCAGAAUUUGAAAGAAUUACAACAAUUCCAUUGGCAUCAACGUUCUUUUCCAAGCUGGAUGGAUACUCUGGAAAGCUGAUGAAGAUCUUUGCCAACAGAGGAGGAGUAAUUGGACAAAAAUCAAACACCUCUUGGUGCCCACUACACAGACUGAUGACAUCGAAGUGAAGAGAGAGUGUAUAAUCAAAGCUCUUUGUGCCUACCUAAAUGAAGAACCUACCAGACAGUUUCAGGAGUUUUUUGCAAGAUACAGACAAUGCCACUGCACAGGAGGCGAUCCAGAAGACUGUGAUGGGGAUUUACAGUAUGUCACACAGCUUGAAGGUGCAGAAAUGGAAGAUAGCCUAGGAGAUGUUGUAGUGGUGUUGGAGGGGCAUAAGGUUCUUCAAAACCUUUGCAGUGUCCCAUAUGCAGCAGCCAUGAUAAUGGGACUAAUAUAUGGACUAAAUCUAAGUUUAUUAAAAAAUCUUGGAAGGGCCCUCAUUACUAUCUGUGCAGUAAUACGGCACAAAGGGAUAGCUUCUGGAAACCGCGUAGCAGUGCACAUAACAUCAACAUGGCAGAAGAAAAAAAGAAGUUUCUGAUGGACCACAGAGAUGAAAUUAUACAAAAGAUAAGAAAUCCCAUUCAACUGGCCGAUGUUCUGCAAGCGAAGGGACUUAUUGACAAUGAACUGUUUAGUACUAUCAAAAGCAGUGAAACCAAGCAAGAUAAAACCCGUGAAAUUUUUGGCUGUACCAAUAGCACAGUUCACUUUGUCUGCUUCUAUGAUUGGCUGAAGGAGAAGGAAUCAGACAUGUUUGAAGAACUGGAGAACAGGGACCCCGAGGGACCACAGAGAAAACGUGCAAGACUCAAGAAUAUGGAUGAAACAGAUAAUAAUAUUGCAAAACCUCCUGAUCUCACGAUGAUAUACACCUUCCCCAAACUGGAAGACUGGGUCUCUGUCCCCAACAUCAGCCAAAAUCUGCUGUGUGAUUUAGAGAGAAAGCUUACUGAUAAGAGCAUGGAAGAUUUGAAAAAAGAAUUAAAGGACAAAGAACCCAAAAAUUCUUUAUGCUUUAAUGCUGAUGAUAUUGAUGAAAUCAGAAAAAAUAAGGAACUUGACACAUUUCUCAAUACAACAAAGGAUGCAAAAUUUCCUAAAAUUCCACUUAAAAUGUUUUUUAAGAAAUGUGGAAAAGCUCAAAGCUCCACUGAUCAUGAAGAGAUCAUGGACACAAGUGAAUCAUUAGGAAGCAGUGGAUAUGGAUCUUUAUUAAGGUCAAAUUUAAAUGACAACAAUUGUCCACUCAAUUUCGACUGUUUGGGACAAAACAAUAAAGCAUUACCAGGUGAAGAUGUGUGUACUGAGUGCAGUCCCAACGGGGACAUGGAUAUGAAGAUUCAUGACAAUAAAGACAAUGAGUUGGAAUCCAAAACCACUGAACAGCAACAUGGGGGAUCAGUCAUCCAAAUGCACCAUGAGGUUAAAGCUGAUGCAACAUCACAGGAGCCUAUGGCCAGUCAGGAUAUUCAUAUUGAUAAGAUGGAUCAGCAGUCUCGAAGAUCAGAUGUGUCAAAGCAUAAAGAUGUAUCUCUGCAAGAAAAUGCACAAUUCAGAAAAAAAGAAACUCAAUUAGUAGAUGGAAUUGGAGGAACAGACAUGCAGGAUAUAAACAGAGAGACGGAUGAGGAACCUCAAAGAUCAUUUGGUUCAAGUGACUCCAGGUAUGAAGAUGUAUCUCUGCAAGAAAAUGAACGAUUCACCAAAAAAGAGAGUCUAUUAGAAAAUGGACUUGGAGCAGCAGACAUGCAGGAUACACACAUUAGGGAGCCAGAUGAGGAACCUCAAAGAUCAGGUGGACCAAAUGACUCAAGGUAUGAAGAUGUAUCUCUGCAAGAAAAUGAACGAUUCUCUAAAAAAGAGACUCCAUUAGAAGAUGGACUUGGAGGAACAGACAUGCAGGAUAUAAAGAUUAGAGAGACAGAUGAGGAACCUCAAAGAUCAUGUGGAAGAAAUGACUCCAGGUAUGAAGAUGUAUCUCUGCACCAAAAUGAACGAUUCACUAAAAAAGAGUCCCCAUUGGAAGAUGAACUUGGAGGAACAGACAUGCAGGAUAUAAACAUUAGAGAAACAGAUGAGGAGCCUCAAAGAUCAUGUGGACCAAAUUAUACAAAGCAUGAAGAUACAUAUGUGAGGCAAAAUGAGUCAGACAGAUGUAGAAACAUGAACAUUCAUCAAAAUGUGCAAGGAAAUAUGGAGGUUGACCCUGAGCCUUUUUCUUCAAAGCAGCUGCAGGAGUAUACACAAAUGGGUAGAACAGAGAUCUUAGCAAAAUAUACAGACACAGCCACAUUAACUACAAAAAGAAAUGUUAAAUUUAAAGCUACACAAAGGAGGGAAAAGUCAGAAUCCAUGAGGAAAAAUAAGAAAGAAGAGAAGGAUAAACUGCUUCAUGACUGGGCUUUGAGACAAUGUGAUGGCCCUAAACAAGACGUAAGGAAAAUAUUGGAGCAGAUUUCAAUCAAAAACAUGGUGGAACACAGUGAUAAACCAUGUUUUAUUGCUGAAAAUGUCGUGGUGUAUAAGGACUCAACUCCUGAGAGCCAAAUUAUCUUUAUUGCCAAUGAUAAUACUUCCAUCAGCACUAAGACCCUGGUCCAUUAUCAAAUGUUUGUGUGUAACAUUAAGAAAGCAACAAUCUUAGGUCCUAAAAAACCUACUGAACAUCAGAUUGAAUAUGAUGAGACCAAAGUGCCUGUAGAUAAGUGUACAAGAUUUGUUUUCGAAGCGUUUGCUCCCAUUCUUGCAAUGUUCAAAAUGAUUCAGAAAGAGAAUUUGUACUCUCUAUUCUGAGUACAGUAAAAAAUCUAAAAACUUGUAAAUGAACACUGUAAAUAUAAUGAAUGCCUAAGGAUGCAAAGCCAUUCUGAAGGUGUAAAAAGAGAGAAGUCUAUCAAAGGCAUUACACAAGCAUUGGGCAUAGCAGGUACAUGUUAUGGACAGCUUGGUCUAUUCCCUGUCUGAACACUAGGGAGACAUUCUAGCAGGCUUUGUUUGUCUUGUGCCAUGUGCUUUUGUUUUUGUUUUGUGUAUCACACUUGUUUUCCCCACCCUAUCCUUUAUCUGUUCCCGCCUCUGCAAAACUGUUCCUUGUGUCUCAGUAACUGCCCUCCCUACAUAUACCUGUGUUUUUGUGUAUUGUUAACUGGUUUUUGUUUUAGAUCAUUUGUUUUCCAUGUGUUUUGUUUUCUUAAUAAAUCCCCUUUUACUUUA
Molecule: messenger RNA, 3881 nt
Organism: Tachysurus fulvidraco (yellow catfish)
Lineage: Eukaryota; Metazoa; Chordata; Actinopteri; Siluriformes; Bagridae
Exons: 7
Coding region: 1179-3461 (760 amino acids)
Biological process (GO): regulation of apoptotic process
Source: RefSeq, a predicted model, not a curated record